CCCUCCCCAUGCAACAAAACCAACUCAUUCCGUUUCUCUAUUCAGUUCCACAAUGAUGUAUCUCAUUAUGUUGCUCGGACUUCUGAUAGUAGCAUACUUUAAUGGUUCUCAAGCUGAAAAUGCCUUCUCACAAUACUGGGAAGAGCAUAUCAGUAUUCCACACCCUCCACACUGGUUGGCUGCAAAAGCUUCUCCAUUGAGUUCCCAUCAAUCGGCAGUGUAUAUGAAACUUAUAGAGAAAAAUGAAUUGGCUUCUCACCUGCCUUCAUUCUGUAAACAGGCUAAUGUUGCUUGUUCUACAAAUGCACUGGUGAAGAAAACAAUGGAUUGCACAACCCUACCACCAAUAGCUCAGUGGAAUGAUGACAAACUGAAGUAUGAACUUGUUCCAAGUGAAACACCCCUUUCAAUUGCCAGUCAAGGAGGAUUACCAUAUUUUCGAGAAUCAAUGGUGAAAGAGGGAGGUUUCAUGCCUAUCCCUGAUCUAAGGGACCCAAUGUCAUAUAAAUCAUUCUUGCCUCGAUCUUUGGUAUCAAAAAUCCCAUUUUCCUUUGCUCAAAUUCAGGAUUUGAAGAAAAUUUUUGGUGUGAUGGAUGAAUCAAAAAUGGAUGAGUAUAUUCAAGAAACCCUCGAUGUAUGUGAGAGAAGUCCCUUUCGAGGUGAGCAAAGCACCUGUGUGACUUCCGCCGAGGAUCUCAUUGAUUUUAUUGUCAAUAAAUUAGGGCAUCAUGUUCAAGAAUGGAGUACUGAGAAUAUUGAAGGAUCUUAUGAGAAUGUCACAAUUGGAGCUGUGAAACUCAUCCAUGGAAACCUCUCCGAACCACCAGCCUUAUGUCAUAGUCUGCCAUUCCCAUUUCAAGUAUAUUAUUGCCAUGUUUUACAAAAAGUAAAAGUAUAUGCAGUUGAUAUACAUGCUCGGAAGAAAGAAAAAGAGAAUCAUGUGAUCAUGGCAUGUCACUAUAACACAUCAACUUGGAAUCCAAACCAUCUUGCUUUUAAGCUAUUGGGUUUUGGUCCAGGCCUAAUUGAAGUUUGUCAUUGGAUAAACGAGAAUGGAGUGGUUUGGACAAAAAAAACCUAGGUUGAGCAACAUUUAAAGAUUUGAUUAUCUUCCAGUUCUCUUGUUUAAUUGUGUUACAUGUCACUGCUUAUGCUAUUUGAAGAAUAAAUAAUGAUCUAUUUAGACUUGUUUAUUAU
This is a messenger RNA of Telopea speciosissima, 1197 nucleotides long. Its product is annotated as polygalacturonase non-catalytic subunit AroGP2-like. NCBI's taxonomy places the organism in Eukaryota, Viridiplantae, Streptophyta, Magnoliopsida, Proteales, Proteaceae. The record is from RefSeq and is a predicted model, not a curated record. The transcript has 2 exons. Bases 53 to 1081 code for a protein of 342 amino acids.